This is a messenger RNA of Gymnodraco acuticeps, 2998 nucleotides long. Its product is annotated as ATP-binding cassette sub-family G member 4-like. The transcript has 15 exons. The record is from RefSeq and is a predicted model, not a curated record. Lineage: Eukaryota; Metazoa; Chordata; Actinopteri; Perciformes; Bathydraconidae. Gene Ontology annotation, cellular component: plasma membrane. Gene Ontology annotation, molecular function: ATP binding; ATP hydrolysis activity; ABC-type transporter activity. The coding region runs from base 216 to 2162 and encodes 648 amino acids.
AGCGUCCCUCGUCCAUCCAUCCUGCCCGGCUUCCCCGACCCGCCCUCUCGGCUCUGCUCUCUGCUCUGCUCUCGGCUGGGCAGCGAUGCUGUAGAUGCGGCAGACUGCUGGAGCAGACACUCUGAACCUGAAUGCAGCAGCCGGGGAGGAUAGCAACAUCCUGACAGACACACACCGCGGAGACAUUCCACUCUACAGCAGUCAAUACAGCCACUAUGGACAAUAAGGCAUUGGAACCUGACUCUUUGAGUAUCCCCAUGGAAGAAACCAUUGUGUGUAAUGGAGAUGGCCAGCCUCAGCAGCAGCAGGAAGUGUCCAUACUGACCCACCUGAAGAAGGUUGAGAACCAGAUCACUGAAGCGCAGCGUUUCUCCCACCUACCCAAACGCUCAGCCGUGGACCUGGAGUUCAACAACGUUUCCUACACCAUCCGGGAGGGAGCAUGCUGGAAGAGGAGAGGUUACAAAGCCUUACUGAAGUGCCUGUCCGGAAAGUUCUGCACUCGGGAGCUGAUAGGAAUCCUGGGGCCCUCUGGGGCCGGGAAGUCCACCUUAAUGAAUAUUCUAGCUGGAUACAGGGAAUCAGGGAUGAAGGGUCAGAUCCUGGUAAAUGGAAAACCCAGGGACCUGAGGAAAUUCAGGAAAAUGUCCUGCUACAUCAUGCAGGAAGACAUGCUGCUGCCACACCUCACUGCACUAGAGGCCAUGAUGGUUUCAGCUAACUUAAAGCUGAAUGAAACUAUGGAUGUGAAGAAAGAACUGGUGAAUGAGAUUCUGACUGCCCUGGGACUCCUUGACUGUGCUUACACUCGUACCAGCUCUCUGUCCGGUGGUCAGUGUAAACGUCUGGCCAUCGCCCUCGAACUGGUCAACAAUCCUCCAGUCAUGUUCUUUGAUGAGCCAACCAGUGGCUUAGACAGUGCGUCAUGCUACCAGGUGGUCUCACUAAUGCGCUCUCUGGCGCUGGGAGGACGGACCAUCAUCUGCACCAUCCACCAGCCCAGUGCCAAACUGUUUGAGAUGUUUGACAAGCUUUACAUUCUCAGUCAGGGACAGUGUAUCUACAAAGGCACAGUCCCUUACCUAAUCCCUUAUCUGAAGACUCUGGGCCUUUACUGUCCUACCUACCACAACCCUGCAGACUUCAUCAUUGAAGUGGCAUCAGGAGAGUAUGGAGACCUGAAUCCGGUGCUGUUUGAGGCAGUCCAGGGUGGAAUGUGUGCAUUAGAGGAGAAGAAGAAUCAAUGUGAAAACAAUGGCACAUCUGUCUGUGCAACAAAGUGCCAAAAGGAUGCCGGACACAUAGAGAGACAUACGUUUGCCACAAGCACAUUAACACAGUUCUGUAUCCUCUUCAAGAGAACCUUCAUUACUAUAUGUCGAGACCAGGUUUUGACCCGCCUCAGACUGAUCUCCCACAUCGCCAUUGGUGUGUUAAUAGGCUUGCUCUAUCUGAACAUCGGCAAUGACGCGAGCAAGGUCUUUAACAACACUGGGUUCCUCUUCUUCUCUAUGCUCUUUAUCAUGUUUGGAGCGCUCAUGCCGACCGUGUUGACCUUUCCUCUAGAGAUGUCUGUUUUCCUGAGGGAACAUCUAAACUACUGGUACAGCCUGAAAGCUUACUACCUGGCUAAAACCAUGGCUGAUAUCCCAUUCCAGGUGAUCUGCCCCAUCAUGUACUGCAGCAUAGUGUACUGGAUGACGAAGCAGCCCCCGGAGGCCACCCGCUACCUCCUCUUCCUCGCCCUGUCCAUCUGCACGGCCCUGGUAGCUCAGUCUCUGGGCCUUCUGGUGGGGGCUGCCUCCCCCUCACUACAGGUAGCUACAUUUGUUGGACCUGUCACAGCUAUCCCUGUGCUACUGUUCUCUGGAUUCUUUGUGAACUUUGACACGAUCCCCAAGUACCUGCAGUGGAGCUCGUACGUUUCUUAUGUCAGAUACGGCUUUGAAGGCGUGAUCCUGUCCAUCUACGGGAUGAACCGCUCAGAACUGGAGUGUCCAGGGAAGGUGUGUAAGUUCCAGCGGCCUGAAGAGGUUCUGCAGUUAUUGGACGUAGAGGACGCAAAGCUCUACAUGGAUUUCAUCGUGCUGGGCAUUUUCUUCCUCAUCCUGCGGCUCGGCACCUACCUUGUCCUCCGCUACAAGGUCAAGUCUGAGCGAUAGGUUUUCGUACGAAAUUACCUGCUCUGUUUUCUGUGCACACAAACAACCUCUUGUGUGGGAAUUUGUUGCGAUUCAUUGUACACAUCGCUGCUAAAAGGGCGGAACAUGAAAUCUGUUCUACUGCCAAACACCACGCAGUGACUGAUAACGCAGUGCCAUCUUAGAAAUCAACAUCUACCUGUACCUGCUUUACCUCAGCGACAGAACCCGUGUGCACAAAGCCAGAUCAGCAGUGAGGAAGAUAAAGAGACUGAGCCGCUUUCAGCAGCCUCCAUUAUAUAUUUCAUAAUCCUGUAAUAGAGUUUUUAAAGGCAGCCGGAUCUGAUGCGGUUGCUCUUAUUUGAAUGCAUGUUUAUUCUAAACCGCCAUUCUGUCAGUGUAGAGUUUAAGGGCUAUGGUCCACAAGACUCGCUCCUUAAGAAAAGCAAAUACAGAGUGUUUACUUUGUUCUAUUGUAAAACAUUUAAAAAAACCUGAGGACAAAUUGUUGCACUGGAAAAUAACUUGUGUUUUGUGUAGGGUGACCAGGUGUCCCGCUUUGUGGCGGACUGCACAGCAUUUGUAUAACCAAAACAGGUUAAACAAACAGAGAAGGUAACAGCAGCUGAAAUAAAUAAUGUUUAGAAGUCACGUGUUUUACCUCUUAAAAGAGUCCUGUGCCUGGAGAGUAGGGCUGUGCGAUUAUGGCAAAAAUCAUAAUCACGAUUAUUUGGGUCAAUAAUUGAUAUCACGAUUAUUUUGACGAUUAUUCAUUGACCAUUUAUUGAACUUUAAAACAAAUAAUAUUUUACCAAUAAACAAGAUCAACAAAUAUGUUGGAGCGCACUUCCAAAACC